Austrofundulus limnaeus is the source of this 1820-nucleotide messenger RNA. Its product is annotated as ras-related protein Rap-2b. Gene Ontology annotation, cellular component: membrane. Gene Ontology annotation, biological process: Rap protein signal transduction. NCBI's taxonomy places the organism in Eukaryota, Metazoa, Chordata, Actinopteri, Cyprinodontiformes, Rivulidae. The record is from RefSeq and is a predicted model, not a curated record. Gene Ontology annotation, molecular function: GTP binding; GTPase activity.
CCUCUCUCCCCCUCCGCCUCCGUCCCCCCCACCCCCUCUCUAGCCAUGCGGGAGUACAAAGUGGUUGUUUUGGGUUCGGGCGGAGUCGGCAAAUCCGCCCUGACGGUCCAGUUCGUGACGGGCUCGUUCAUCGAGAAGUACGACCCCACGAUCGAGGAUUUCUACAGGAAGGAGAUCGAGGUGGACUCGUCCCCGUCGGUGCUGGAGAUCCUGGACACGGCCGGGACCGAGCAGUUCGCCUCCAUGCGAGACCUGUACAUCAAGAACGGCCAGGGCUUCAUCCUGGUCUACAGCCUGGUGAACCAGCAGAGCUUCCAGGACAUCAGGCCCAUGAGGGACCAGAUCAUCCGGGUGAAGCGGUACGAGAGGGUGCCCAUGAUCCUGGUGGGCAACAAGGUGGACCUGGAGGGCGAGCGCGAGGUGUCCUCCGGGGAGGGGAAAGCCCUGGCCCAGGACUGGAGCUGCCCCUUCAUGGAGACCUCGGCCAAAACGAAAGGCUCUGUGGACGAACUGUUCGCAGAGAUCGUGAGGCAGAUGAACUACUCGGCUGUUCCCAGCGGCGGAGACAAAUGCUGCUCCUGUGUCCUGCUCUGAAAAUCCUGCUCAUCUAGAGCCAACAAGUUGUUCUUUUCAUUUCAUUUUCUUUUCCCUUUGGGCUAAAAGUAUUUCUCUCUCCUCACACGGUUGUCUUAUUGUUGCACAGAGAACACAAACGGACAACAAUCGUGUAUGAUAGUCUGGAGAAGUGUUUACAUGAUAAAGUACUUGAAUGUUUUUUGGAUUUUUAUAUAUACAUAUAUAUAUAAAUACAUAGCUUUGUAUUUUUCUUGGAAAUGUGCCUCGGUGGGAAUGUCUAAUUGUGAAACCUAAGAGUCACGUGUUUUCUGGUUUUCUUUAUUCUAAUUCAUCUCUGUUAUUUUCAGUUGUUCUGUUAACUUUGCUGGGCUGAGAUUGGCUGUGGUGAUGAUGAUGAUAAAUAGGGUUUAUUAUACCAAAUCCACCCCCCCUGCGUGGGAUCAGUCCCACCUUUUUUGAAGUCUGAAAGCAUUUUUAAAACUCUCAGAAGAUGAAUCACCACUCAAGCCUUGCACAGGCCCAGUCCUCAUGUAAACCCGGUGUUGUGCGAAAUUCAGUUCCUCCGAGCAUUUAAAGCCAUGGCGUGGAGUUGUUUUAAGACAACACAUUUUGUGUGUGUUAUUAUUAUUUUUUUUUCAUUUAUGAUCUAGUGAUUUUUUUCUUUAAAACUUGCACCUAGUUGACUGUUCCUCCUCAGUGUUCACAAACGAGGACCUGGGUGCAUUGCUGUGGCUGCAUGGGGAGCACCGUGGCGUGACCCCCCCAUGUCAAGUGCCUUCCCUCAGAAAUCAACCUGUGACUGUGCCAACCUUCUUCUGCAGUGYGUCUUACUGGCAAUCAAAACUUUUGAAGAAUUACCCUUUUUUUUCUCUCCCUGCACUCUGGUAUCAUUUGGUGUCGAUUUAAAAAGCAAAAAGUUUCUAUUUUACCACCUGGAUGCUGAGUUUAUAAGUAGGCCUGCAGUUUCUGGGUCCAAUUCAGGCUUUUUUUUUUUUUCGUUUUGUUUUAUUUUGUUUUGUUCCAGAGGUACUAGAACAACAGAAUAUCUUAACCCGCUGCGAUUUUGGUUCAAUGAAUGGCAAGCCAUGUUUGAAUUAUUAUUGUGUAGACUUUGUUUCCCCCUUUUCUAAAAUGUGAUAUUUUUGACUUUACUGUAAUUGUACUUCUCCUUUUGGGCAAUUUUUUUUCCUGCCAUCCACAUGUCAAUUUUGAGAGACUUGUAAUACAGAACACGUUUUCCGUAA